AUGAGACCAGAUUGCCCGACACUGAAGGGCAGCCCAAAGCCAGCAGUAAAUGCCAACUCCAUUACCCUGAGCACUCAGGCUGAACCAAGCCUCAACAGCACCACCUUAAGUUCAGGUGCAAGCAAAGCAGUGGCUAAUGCCAACCCCAUCGUCUCCAGUGGUAUGGGAGGAGGUGAUGAGCUCACCAGUUAUGUCAGAACUAAGGCAUGGCAAGGGAGUGAGAGGUUUAUUAUGGAGGCAAAGGUCAAUGGUGUUGAAUGCAUGGGAUGGCAAGACACUGGCUCGGAUGUAACUAAAGUCAAGGGACAUCUGGUGAAGCCAGAGGACAUGUUCCCUGGGGAAUAUGUGACGAUAGUAGCACUAUCUGAGUACUCUGUGGACCUGCCGAUGGCUAGAAUCCACCUUGAGUGGGAUGGCUUUAAACGGGAUGUGAAGGCUGCUGUCCGGGAUUUAAUUCCGGCGGAUGUUUUGGUAGGAAAUAACAUACUGGGGGUGCCUGGCCAAGUUAAUGUGGUGACCAGGUCACAGAGGGAGUUUGGGUCUGUGGCAAAUACCCUGACUGAUGGCAGUGAGGGGAACGGCAAACAGACAGAGAGUGUCUCUCAAGAUGAAUCAGGGGACUCAGACCAGCGGCUGAUUCUGGGCAUGAACGUGGGGGACGAGUGCCAGACGCUUCCUGGGGAGCUGCGGACACCCACACAGGAGGGUGAGGAGCUCAGGGCUCCUAUCCCCAAGAAUGUCUGCAGUAGUGAUGAAACCAAGAUGCUGUCGAUGGACCAGGAAGAUGUGGAGGAAGAGCUGGACCCCAGGAUACAGGAGGAGCUGGAGCAUCUCAACCAGGCCAAUGAGAUCAACCGGGUGGAACUGCAGCUGGACGAAGCCAGGACCACAUACCGCAGGAUCCUCUCUGAAUCGGCCAGGAAGCUCAACACCCAGGGCUCCCAGCUGGGGAACUGCAUCGAGAAAGCGCGUCCGUACUAUGAGGCCCGUCGCCUGGCCAAGGAGGCUCAGCAGGAGACGCAGAAGGCAGCACUGCGGUACGAAUGGGCGGUCAGCAUCCACAACGCCGCCCGCGAGAUGGUCUUUGUGGCGGAACAGGGCGUCAUGGCCGACAAGAACCGGCUCGACCCCACCUGGCAGGAGAUGCUCAACCAUGCCACCUGCAAGGUGAAUGAGGCGGAGGAGGAGCGGAUGCAAAGCGAGCGGGAGCACCAGCGCGUCACUCCGCUCUGCCAGCAGGCGGAAGCCAAGGUGCAGAGCCUGCAGAAAUCCCUCAAGCGUGUCAUCGUAAAGAGCAAGCCCGACUUCGAGCUCAAGGCCCAGUUCAACCAGAUCCUCGAGGAGCACAAGGCCAAGGUGACGGGGCUGGAGCAGCGGGUCUCCCAAGCCAAAAGGCGCUACUCGGUGGCGCUUCGUAACCUGGAGCAGAUCAGUGAGCAGAUCCACGCCCGGCGGCUGCAGCGCCUCAUCCAAUGCCGGGCCUCGCCAGUAGGGGCAGAGGCAGGGGCUGGCCUGGGUGCUGAGUGCCCCCCCACGGACACGCUCUCCAUGCUCAGCUUGCAGACCAUUGCCUCCGACCUGCAGAAGUUUGACUCGGUGGAGCAUCUGCUGGGGCUGUCGGACGCCACCAGUCUCAACAGCGAUGAGCUGGAGGAGCAGGAGCAGCGACGGGGCGGACAGAGCCAGUUCAAGCACCACCGCAGCGUCAGCCUCUAA
Messenger RNA from Mauremys mutica (yellowpond turtle), 1716 nucleotides. RefSeq names its product SH3 domain-binding protein 5-like. Bases 1 to 1716 code for a protein of 571 amino acids. The transcript is spliced from 7 exons. The record is from RefSeq and is a predicted model, not a curated record. Lineage: Eukaryota; Metazoa; Chordata; Testudines; Geoemydidae. Gene Ontology annotation, cellular component: cytoplasm. Gene Ontology annotation, biological process: negative regulation of protein tyrosine kinase activity; intracellular signal transduction. Gene Ontology annotation, molecular function: protein kinase inhibitor activity.